UAUUCAAGAACAUCUCCUAAUUUUAGUCAAAUUAAUGUGUUUAUUUCAGUUAAUGGUCAACCAAGACCCCUUGAAUCAAGUCAGGUGAAAUACCUCCGUCGAGAACUGAUAGAACUUCGAAAUAAAGUAAAUCGUUUAUUGGAUAGCCUGGAACCACCUGGAGAACCAGGACCUUCCACCAAUAUUCCUGAAAAUGAUACUAUGGAUGGUAGGGAAGAAAAGCCUGCUGCUUCUGAAUCUUCGGGAAAACAGUCUACUCAGGUUAUGGCAGCAAGUAUGUCAGCUUUCGAUCCUUUAAAAAACCAAGAUGAAAUCAAUAAAAAUGUCAUGUCAGCAUUUGGCUUAACAGAUGAUCAGGUUUCAGAAACCUGCCUCUUUUCCUUGUAUUUUCUUUUUUUAGGUCAGAUGUACCAACAGUACCAGCAACAGGCUGGCUAUGGUGCACAGCAGCCACAGGCUCCGCCUCAGCCACCUCAACAGUAUGGUAUUCAGUAUUCAGCAAGCUAUAGUCAGCAGACUGGACCCCAGCAACCUCAUCAAUUCCAGGGAUAUGGCCAGCAACCAACUUCCCAGGCACCGGCUCCUGCCUUUUCUGGUCAGCCUCAACAACUGCCUGCUCAACCGACACAGCAGUACCAGGCGAGCAGUUAUCCUCCACAAACUUAUACUGCCCAAACCUCUCAGCCAACUAAUUAUACUGUUGCCCCUGCCUCUCAACCUGGAAUGGCUCCAAGCCAACCAGGGGCCUAUCAGCCAAGACCAGGUUUUACUCCACCUCCUGGAACUACCAUGACCCCUCCUCCAAGUGGGCCUAACCCUUAUUCACGUAACCGUCCUCCAUUUGGUCAGGGCUAUACCCAACCUGGACCUGGUUAUCGAUAAAAACGCUCAGCUACACUGAUCAGUUAUAGCUGCUAGCUAUUUGCCUCCCAAAAGACUCCAAUACUACUAUUUUAAUUUGUAUUGAAGUUCAGAAAUUUAAAAAGCAGAGCAUUUUUUAUGAUAUCAUUGUUGCUGUUAAUUGAAAGUAUAAUUUGCUGAAACAAAAAAAAGACCAAAAUGAAAGUUUUUUUCUCCCCUGCUUAAAAAUGUAGCAGCUUCCUGGUUAUUUUGGAACACUACUCUUACAUGUGUGUCAAGUGAUUGACUUUCUAGCUUCCCUUGUCCAGAGGAUAUUAAAAUGCUAGGUUGAGGUUUAACCUUCCUAUUUGGCUUUUUACUAUUAACAUGAUGUACUAAAGUAGAGCUCGCUGAGAAGAUAACUAGAUAUUAUGUAUAAAAUAUAACAUUGAUAGGUUAAUAAAGAUGAUUGAAUCCAUU
Galeopterus variegatus (Sunda flying lemur) is the source of this 1320-nucleotide messenger RNA. Its product is annotated as protein TFG-like. The annotation marks the transcript as partial. The record is from RefSeq and is a predicted model, not a curated record. Gene Ontology annotation, molecular function: identical protein binding. The transcript is spliced from 4 exons. Gene Ontology annotation, cellular component: endoplasmic reticulum exit site. Gene Ontology annotation, biological process: COPII vesicle coat assembly; endoplasmic reticulum to Golgi vesicle-mediated transport. Lineage: Eukaryota; Metazoa; Chordata; Mammalia; Dermoptera; Cynocephalidae.